Molecule: messenger RNA, 1062 nt
Organism: Tarenaya hassleriana
Lineage: Eukaryota; Viridiplantae; Streptophyta; Magnoliopsida; Brassicales; Cleomaceae
Product: soluble inorganic pyrophosphatase 3
Exons: 9
Coding region: 176-814 (212 amino acids)
Biological process (GO): phosphate-containing compound metabolic process
Cellular component (GO): cytoplasm
Molecular function (GO): magnesium ion binding; inorganic diphosphate phosphatase activity
Source: RefSeq, a predicted model, not a curated record
GGGAGAUGGGCAUAGUUGGAGAUGCUGCCCAAUUUGUUCGGAGGAGUUCAAAAUUCGGGACAGUGGAUGGCCGCGACAGAGAUUAUCGGUGGCGGAGGAGAGGAAGGAGUCGGAAAUCAACCAUGGAUGCACGUGAAACUCAGGAUCCGGAAAAAGGGUUUCGGGAUUUGGAGAUAUGAGCGAAGAAACAGGACAAGAUGCUCAAUCUCCUCGCCCAGUUCCGAAGCUCAACGAGAGGAUCCUCUCAUCUCUGUCCAGGAGAUCUGUAGCCGCACAUCCAUGGCACGACCUUGAGCUCGGACCUGAAGCACCUUUGAUCGUCAAUGUGGUGGUUGAGAUUACAAAGGGAAGCAAAGUGAAAUAUGAACUUGACAAGAAGACCGGCCUUAUCAAGGUCGACAGGGUCUUGUACUCUUCGGUGGUCUACCCUCACAACUAUGGAUUUAUCCCUCGUACUUUGUGCGAAGACAAUGAUCCUCUCGAUGUUCUUGUCCUAAUGCAGGAACCGGUGCUUCCAGGGUGUUUCCUCCGAGCCAGAGCCAUUGGACUGAUGCCUAUGAUCGACCAGGGAGAGAAAGAUGACAAGAUCAUCGCGGUAUGUGCUGACGAUCCAGAGUACAAACAUUUCACCGACAUCAAACAACUUGCUCCUCACCGCCUCUCUGAAAUCCGCCGCUUCUUCGAAGAUUACAAGAAGAACGAGAACAAGAAGGUGGCAGUGAACGACUUCCUGCCAUCGGAGACAGCUGUAGAAGCCAUCCAAUACUCCAUGGACCUCUACGCCGAAUACAUUCUGCACACCUUGAGGAGGUGAACAAAUUACCGUUUUGCCACUCACAGAUGUUUACAUUCGCUUGCUCUGCUUCGAAUUUCCUUUUUUUAUAUAUCGAAUAUCAUUAUGGUCAUCUAUACUAAUGGGUAUUAACCUUUUUUUGUUAAAUUGCUUCUUUGUAAUCUUGAACUAUGCGAUUGAUAUGUAACCAUUGAUGUUUUGGGCAACUUUUAAGUUGAUUGAUCAAUUGGGCCACUUUGUGGGCUUGGAUGGAUCCAUAGGCCCAUCAA